AGAAAAGUCAAAUGGAUGAUCAGGUCAUCUCCCCGCCCCCUCACAUCAUCGUCUUCCCUUCGCCACUUCAACGGCCAAUAAACCCCAUUUUUGAUCUAGCAGAACUCCUCUGUCUCUCCGGUCUUGAUGUCACAUUUCUCCUAAUCCCCUACACCCACAGCCUCCUCCUCCGCCACAUCAACAUCGAGUCCCGGUUAAAUCCAUAUCCAAAUUUCCACCUACACACCAUCUCUGACGGACUACCACCAGAUCACUUGGAAUCUAAUACGACGGAUCUGUUACUCUCUCUUGAAACCCUGACGAAGCCGCUUUUCAGAGAUCUUUUGACUUCCGGAAAGUUGAUUUUCGACGAGCGUGGGCCUGUGAGCUGUAUUAUUUCAGAUGGAAUCAUGAGUUUUGUGUAUGACGUUGCUAAUGAGAUUCGAGUUCCUGUUAUUUCUGCGUUGACCUUAAACCCUAGUUGCUUAUUGCAUCUUUCCAAUCUCCCCAACCUCACCAGAGCAGCUGAAGUUUCUGAUCCAAUAAUCGUAGAAAAUCAUGCGGAUUCGAUCAUAAAACAUGACUUGUUUCAUCCUUUCCCGAAGCAUCUAAUAAACCAAAUUCAACAACUUCCUCAAUCCCAUGGGCUCAUACUCAACACAUUCAAGGCGUUAGAUGCAUCCAUACUCUCUCAAAUUCGUUCCAUUUGUCCAAACCUGUACGCCAUCGGCCCGAUUUACAAGCACCUAGGGUUCAGGCAAGAGGCCAAAAGAAUGACACCAUUGUUGAAUUACUCCGUUGUACAAAACAACGAUUGCCUCCUGUGGUUGAACUCUCAACAGCCCAAAUCCGUUCUCUACGUCAACAUUGAUAAUCACUCACAACUCACACGGGUACAAACCUUCGAGCUUUGGCAUGGUUUGGUGAAUAGUGAAAAGGGGUUCUUAUGGGUACGACGGCCGGACUCCAUAGCUGUAGAAGGUCGAAUUCCGGCGAAGCUCAUCAAGGGCACGAAGGAGAAGGGUUUCAUUGUUGAUUCGGCUUCAAAUAACCAGGUCUUGGCUCAUAAAGCAAUCGGUGGGUUCUUGACCGAUGGCGAUUGGGACUCGACUCUUCAAGGCAUAGUUGAGGGCGUGCCGAUGAUCUAUUGGCCGGCUUCUUGGGACCAACGAGUAAAUAGCAAGUUCAUGAGUAAAACAUGGAAGGUGGGGAUGCAUAUGGAAGAAAGAUGCGAUAAAAAUAUAAUCGAGAAAAACAAUACGAGAUGUUAUGGGAUCCAAGGGUCAUGAGUUGAUCGAAAAUGUACAUAAAAUGAAAAAACUGACUAGAAAAAGUGUAAGCAUAGGGG
Molecule: messenger RNA, 1327 nt
Organism: Lactuca virosa
Lineage: Eukaryota; Viridiplantae; Streptophyta; Magnoliopsida; Asterales; Asteraceae
Source: the annotation of a GenBank genome assembly